GGUCCCCGGUCUCCGUCCGGAGGAAGCGAGGCUGUGCUAGCUGGGCAGUCGGCGGGGACGGGACGCGCCGUAGGGCGGCGGACUCGCCCUCAGGGUGACUGCGCCGUCCGGGCCUGACCUGCCUGGCCGCAGGUGCCCUGGAUGUGGCCGCUCCGCGCGCCCCGACCGAUCUUAUAAUCAAUGGAUAAAGUGGGGAAAAUGUGGAAUAACUUCAAAUACAGAUGUCAGAAUCUCUUCAGUCAUGAGGGAGGAAGCCGUAGUGAAAAUGUGGACAUGAACUCCAACAGAUGUUUGUCUGUCAAAGAGAGAAGCAUUAGUAUAGGAGACCCAGCUCCUCAGCAACAAAGCAGUCCCUUAAGAGAAAAUCUUGCCUUACAACUGGGAUUAAGCCCUUCAAAGAAUUCUAGGAGAAACCAAAAUUGUGCCACUGAAAUCCCUCAGAUUGUUGAAAUAAGCAUUGAAAAGGAUAAUGAUUCUUGUGUCACCCCAGGAACAAGACUUGCACGAAGAGAUUCCUACUCUCGACACGCUCCAUGGGGUGGGAAGAAAAAACAUUCCUGUUCGACAAAGACCCAAAGUUCAUUGGAUACUGAUAAAAAGUUUGGUAGAACUCGAAGUGGACUUCAAAGGAGAGAGCGGCGCUAUGGUGUAAGCUCUGUGCACGAUAUGGACAGUGUUUCCGGCAGAACUGUAGGAAGUCGCUCUCUGAGACAGAGGUUGCAGGAUACUGUGGGCUUGUGUUUUCCCAUGAGAACUUAUAACAAGCAGUCAAAGCCCCUCUUUUCCAAUAAAAGAAAAAUACAUCUUUCUGAAUUAAUGCUCGAAAAAUGCCCUUUUCCUGCUGGCUCAGAUUUAGCUCAAAAAUGGCAUUUGAUUAAACAGCAUACAGCUCCCGUGAGCCCACAUUCAACGUUUUUUGAUACAUUUGAUCCGUCUUUGGUUUCUACAGAAGAUGAAGAAGAUAGGCUUAGAGAGAGAAGACGGCUUAGUAUUGAAGAAGGGGUUGAUCCCCCUCCCAAUGCACAAAUACAUACAUUUGAAGCUACUGCACAGGUUAAUCCAUUAUAUAAACUGGGACCAAAGUUAGCUCCUGGAAUGACUGAAAUAAGUGGGGACAGUUCUGCAAUUCCACAAGCUAAUUGUGACUCAGAAGAGGACACAACCACCCUGUGUCUGCAGUCACGGAGGCAGAAGCAGCGGCAGGUAUCUGGAGAUAGCCAUGCCCAUGUUAGCAGACAGGGAGCUUGGAAAGUCCAUACGCAGAUUGAUUACAUACACUGCCUCGUGCCCGAUUUGCUUCAGAUUACAGGGAAUCCCUGUUACUGGGGAGUGAUGGACCGUUAUGAAGCAGAAGCCCUUCUCGAAGGGAAACCUGAAGGCACGUUUUUGCUCAGGGACUCUGCGCAGGAGGACUACCUCUUCUCUGUGAGCUUCCGCCGCUACAACAGGUCCCUGCAUGCCCGAAUUGAGCAGUGGAAUCACAACUUUAGUUUUGAUGCCCACGACCCGUGUGUAUUUCACUCUUCCACUGUAACAGGACUUUUAGAACAUUAUAAGGAUCCCAGUUCUUGCAUGUUUUUUGAACCAUUGCUUACUAUAUCACUAAAUAGGACUUUUCCUUUUAGCCUGCAAUAUAUAUGUCGUGCAGUAAUCUGCAAGUGCACUACGUAUGAUGGAAUUGAUGGGCUCCCUUUACCAUCGAUGUUACAGGAUUUUUUAAAAGAGUAUCAUUAUAAACAGAAAGUUAGGGUUCGCUGGUUAGAACGAGAACCAGUCAAGGCAAAGUAAAUUCUCCUGUCCCCAAAGGGCAUUAACUAGAUCUGCUUUCAUGUGCAUCAGACAGUACACCUAUAGCAAACACAUGUAUCAGUGCUAGGUUUUUUCAUAUAGUACGUAAGCUUAGUGUUGGUAUCUGUCAGAUGCGAUUUGCUGUUACUUACUCAGAUAAACGUGGUGCCUAUUGAAACAACGGAUGAUAGAGCUACAGAAAUUCAGUAAGGCUGCAAAAACCUGUUGCCGGUUUAGUUAAUAGUUUGGUUUUUAAUGGCUGCAGUAAUUGAGCGAGGCAACUCCAGAGCAUUUGCUAUGAAGAAGAAUUCUAUCUCCUACUGAAGAACAAAUUAUUAAUAUUGGAUGAGUAUUUCAGCAGUGUGACUAAUGUUUGAAGUUAUUUUUUCUAAUAGUUUUUAUAUAAUGUUCCAAAAAUAGUGGUGUUUGUAGUUACUAUAAAUCAUGCUUUGGAAGUCUAAAAAAAUAAAAGAUUGCCUUCCUUUUAAAAACAAAA
This is a messenger RNA of Cynocephalus volans (Philippine flying lemur), 2284 nucleotides long. It is a transcript of the gene SOCS5, whose product is annotated as suppressor of cytokine signaling 5. The record is from RefSeq and is a predicted model, not a curated record. Lineage: Eukaryota; Metazoa; Chordata; Mammalia; Dermoptera; Cynocephalidae. Gene Ontology annotation, cellular component: phosphatidylinositol 3-kinase complex. The coding region runs from base 181 to 1788 and encodes 535 amino acids. The transcript has 2 exons. Gene Ontology annotation, biological process: positive regulation of proteasomal ubiquitin-dependent protein catabolic process; cell surface receptor signaling pathway via JAK-STAT; epidermal growth factor receptor signaling pathway. Gene Ontology annotation, molecular function: 1-phosphatidylinositol-3-kinase regulator activity.